AUGGAACAAGAAAAUACCCAAAUUCGAAAAGUUUACGUGUUGCCAAUGAGAGAACACACAACAAUUUGUGACAACGUCUUUACAGAAAAACAAAGAUUGAAAAAUAAAAUGGCAACGCAGGCAAAAGUUUUGUUAAAUCUUUUUGGGGGAUUUGAUUGUAAAGAGGUCAGACUUGAUGCUUCUGAAAAUAAAUUUACAGCACAUCGCUAUAUUGUUCGAGAAGAUCUCAGCAGAGUGUAA
Meloidogyne enterolobii is the source of this 240-nucleotide messenger RNA. NCBI's taxonomy places the organism in Eukaryota, Metazoa, Nematoda, Chromadorea, Rhabditida, Meloidogynidae. The record is from the annotation of a GenBank genome assembly.